Molecule: messenger RNA, 2076 nt
Organism: Branchiostoma belcheri (Belcher's lancelet)
Lineage: Eukaryota; Metazoa; Chordata; Leptocardii; Amphioxiformes; Branchiostomatidae
Product: ruvB-like 2
Exons: 15
Coding region: 52-1446 (464 amino acids)
Biological process (GO): regulation of transcription by RNA polymerase II; chromatin remodeling; box C/D snoRNP assembly
Cellular component (GO): Swr1 complex; R2TP complex; Ino80 complex
Molecular function (GO): DNA helicase activity; ATP binding; ATP hydrolysis activity
Source: RefSeq, a predicted model, not a curated record
CUCGUCUGAAAGUCUGGGAACGAGAGCGGUUGCCGUGAGACUUGUGGGAAAAUGGCGGCGUCGGAAGCAGCAGCUAAAGUUCAGGAGGUUCGGGAGGUGACAAGAAUCGAGCGCAUUGGUGCACAUUCUCACAUCCGUGGCCUGGGAUUAGACGAUGCCUUGGAACCACGACAGGUGUCCCAGGGCAUGGUGGGCCAGUUGGCCGCACGUAGGGCAGCUGGGGUCAUUCUGGAAAUGAUUAAGGAAGGAAAGAUUGCUGGUCGUGCUGUCCUGAUUGGUGGACAGCCAGGAACAGGCAAGACAGCAAUAGCUAUGGGUAUGGCCCAGGCCCUGGGACAGGACACACCGUUCACUGCCAUGGCUGGGAGUGAGAUCUUCUCCCUGGAGAUGAGUAAGACAGAGGCCCUGACUCAGGCCUUCCGCAAGUCCAUCGGCAUCAGAAUCAAGGAGGAGACAGAGAUAAUUGAAGGAGAGGUGGUGGAGGUACAGAUUGACAGACCAGCAACAGGAACAGGAGCCAAGGUUGGAAAGUUGACCUUGAAAACUACAGAGAUGGAGACCAUCUACGACCUUGGUACCAAGAUGAUUGAAUCUCUCACCAAGGAGAAAGUGGCAGCAGGUGACAUCAUCACCAUUGACAAAGCCACGGGCAAGAUCACCAAGCUGGGCCGCUCCUUCACACGAGCGCGGGACUACGACGCCAUGGGGCCGCAGACCAAGUUUGUGCAGUGUCCUGAGGGAGAGCUUCAGAAGAGAAAAGAAGUGGUCCACACCGUUACCCUCCACGAGAUCGACGUCAUCAACAGUCGCACACAGGGCUUCCUUGCACUCUUCUCUGGUGACACUGGUGAGAUUAAGAGUGAAGUCAGGGAACAGAUCAAUGCCAAAGUGGCAGAGUGGAGAGAGGAGGGGAAGGCUGACAUCGUACCUGGGGUUCUGUUUAUAGAUGAGGUGCACAUGUUGGAUAUUGAGUGUUUCUCCUUCCUGAACCGUGCCCUGGAGAACGACAUGGCUCCUAUCCUCAUCAUGGCCACCAACAGGGGCAUCACCAGGAUCCGUGGCACCAACUACAAGUCUCCCCACGGGAUCCCCAUCGACCUGUUGGACAGACUGCUCAUCGUGUCCACCUCACCGUACUCCGAGAAGGAGAUCAGACAGAUCCUCACCAUCAGAUGUGAGGAGGAAGAUGUGGAGAUGAGUGAUGAUGCCACCACCAUCCUCACCAAGAUAGGCAUGGAGACAUCCCUCCGCUACUCCAUCCAACUCAUCACAGCAGCCAACCUCGUCUGUCGCAAACGAAAGGGUACUGAAGUGAGUGUUGAUGACAUUAAGAGGGUGUACUCGUUAUUCCUGGACGAGCUGCGCUCCACACAGUUCCUGAAGGAGUACCAGCAGGAGUUCAUGUUCAAUGAGAUGACAGACACAGAACAAAUGGAGACUUCCUAGUGGGGCCAAACUAGCCUGACUUCUGUCUGUGUUGGAAUGACUACCACCCAUUGUCCACAAAACUACAGAUAACUACUGCACUUUAUAUUAAACUUAGCACCAGCCAGCUUUCCAUUGAGCUCAUACAAUGUACCUACAAUGUCUUUAUGGAGAAGAACCAGUAUUUCCCGUCCAGAAAGUUUGGGUACCCAAAAACUUUGCCAAAAGUUCCAUUAAGUCCCAAGAAAAGUUUUGUACAAGUUGUUGUAUGAUCCCAGAACAUCUAAGUAUUAUCAGACCUAAGAGGUAUUGGGGGGAAAUAGUCACAUGUACUAUGGUGCAUGUACUCAGAACAGUAACCUAUGGUUGUAAGAGUUACCUAUACAAAAAUAUGUACCCUGAUGUAGAGAAUGAAGUAGAAACAGCUUGUUUGAAUUGAUUUUUUGUAACUUUUCUCAAGUUUUGUGUGGAUUGCAAAUAUAUCAUAUUAGAGGACAAUACAGUGUACCACUGUACAUGUAUGUAUGUUGUUUUAAAGGUUUUGUAUGAAGAGGACUUCCCUGAAAUGAAAUUCUAGUUUGCCUUUGUUAAAUUAAAUUGUCCUGUAGACUGCACACUGUAAGUGGGUGAAAAUGAUUUUUUAUGCAUGUA